AAAGAUGGCGCCCUUAGCACUUUCCCUAACGAUAUUGACGAUCGUUUAACAAUGGCAAAUCUCAAGAACCGAAAGGCCGCCCCCGAUGAUCUUGAAGCAGAAGCAGAAAAGGCUUUUCAGCGGGCUGCUGCUCAGCAAAAUCGAAAUGAAGAUGAUGAGUUCGACCUUGAAUUUGAAAGUGCUUUCCAAAAUCUUCCGCCAAGUAAAGCUGACGCGAAGUCAGACAGUUCCAUUAAGGAGUCGGCCGUCAGUCAAGAGGUGUCUAACGGUCCUUCUCAGCUUCCCAUUAAGACAGAAGGACUGCCUAGUAGUUUGCCUUCUAGUCAAGGAUCAAGUGCAUCAGAACUGAACAGAUACUCUCCUCGCAAAGAAACUACUAAUUAUUCUGAAAAGGAAUCAGCAUCAACCAGUCCUACCUCAGAUCAAAUGCGACCUGGUAAACGAAGACGGAGAUCGGACAAAGAUAAUAUUCCGCCAGGAAUUAGGAAGCUACCUUCACCUCCAACAACACUUGAACAGGCCCAGAUGGAGUGGGACUUAGUGGAAACUGUUCAGCCAGGAAGUGGUCAAGCUGGUAGCCGUUCACCUCUUAUCACGUUCCAGGAUGCUAUCCGUCACUUUCAAACAGCUAGUUACCUUGAACAGCAUAUGUCACACAUCAAACCAACUGUCAAGCAUCGUGGAAUGGCAGCUGUGACGCAUAAACUAUUUGGUCCACCACAAAUGAACAGCAGCCUUCACUUGGAACGAAAUCUCAUCUUUGCUCUUGCUUUGUGUAUGUUCAAAAAUGACGAAACCAUGCAUAAUCAAGUGUUACAGACUAUUUAUAAAAAAUUAACAGGCACCAAGCUUGACUGUCCUCGCUAUGGAAACCACUGGGAGCUGAUUGGUUUUCAAGGUCUUGAUCCUGCAACAGAUCUAAGAGGCUGUGGUUUUCUGGGCCUGUUGACAACAUUGUACUUAGUAACUGACCAGCGGACACAUGCUCUGGCUUUGGAUAUCUACAAACUCUCCCAACAUGAAACACAGAACUUCCCAUUUUCUAUCAUGUCUAUAAACAUUACCAGGAUUGCUCUUCAAACUCUAAGAGAGGAGAAGCUGAAUAAGCCAUGCAACCGCCGCCGUCAGGUUCUGAACGUUUUUGUUGAAUUCUACGCCGCUAUUUUCGUCCACGUCUACCAGGUCUGGAAACAUCAACAUAAGACGAUCAGUGACUCAGGGUUUGUGCUCAGGGAAGCAGAGAAACUCGCCAAAAAGCGACCGCGUGACCUGCAUAGAAACCUGGAACGAGCAUUAGCCGAUCGUCAGGGUUUGAUCAAAGUUGACGAAGACAACUUUUCUCCGAAGGCGAAACAGCCCGACAUACUUGAUAAGUUCGCUGGAGUUUGCGAUCUACAAGUAGAUGAAGAGGAGGAAGUUCAUCUAGUGUAAUGAUUGAGAAUUAAGAAAAAAAUUAUGAGAUCAUAGUAUUAGUAAAUAACGAGAGCAGCCAA
Molecule: messenger RNA, 1493 nt
Organism: Pocillopora damicornis (cauliflower coral)
Lineage: Eukaryota; Metazoa; Cnidaria; Anthozoa; Scleractinia; Pocilloporidae
Product: ELMO domain-containing protein 3
Source: RefSeq, a predicted model, not a curated record